CAGACACAAUCUUCUCCCAUGGCCCCACCCCUAGGUCUCCUCAGCAGAAACCAGCUCUAAGCCUUACUGAGCCCUAGAAGGAUCCUUCAGGGCAAAAAGUCUUCUGUGUGCAUAUCUUUCCCCUUUCAUCAGACACUUGCUAUGGUGCACAGUGGAGUCUAUUACAUGUGGAGUCCAUUCAGUGAAGGAACAGGUUCUUACACCAAGAUUUGCCUAAGUAUGGGACUGGAGCCCUGUGUCUUUUGACUGGAACCCUGAGUCUUUGUUUCAUCAUCUGUAAAACAAAAACAGCAUGAAUUGCCCUCAUCAAAUUUGAAGGUCUGUCAUGAGGAUUCAAUGAGAUCACCUAGGGCAAUAUCCGGCACAUGGGGCAAUAGAAGGACAACAAAAGAAGGAUCCAGUGAUAUGAAAUUCCAGAACCUCUGUCUGCCAAAAAAUAGGUCAUGGCCUCGAUUCAACAGUGCCACAGGCCAGUACCGGACUAUUGAUGAGCCUCUUCUCCACUGUGAAAGGAACUCUGCUGCAGCAGUCCUGGGUAGAGAUAAAGACCAGAACGAUGACGACUAUGAAGACCCUGAGCUUCACAUGGUAGAGGCAUGGCAACCAAUAAAAAUUUUACCAGCCAGACCUAUAAAGGAAUCGGAAUAUGCAGAUACACGUUAUUUCAAGAGUGCGAUGGACACUCCCCUUUCCUUAGACACCAAGACCUCUGUCCCCAUGGAGCACCAUCACUGGCACACACAGAUGGGGCUAGGAAAAGUGGAUGAACCCAUUUCCAAGGAUUCCAGAAACCAACAUGUUAAAGGAGACAGACCCACAAAAGGAAGUAAGACUCCUCUACCACCUCCUCGGCCACCCGUCACUCUUCCAAAGAAAUACCAGCCCUUGCCACCCCAGCCAGAGAGCAGCUGGUCACCCCCCCCUCAGAGGCUCAGCUUUCCUGAAGUCCAGAAAGGGCCCAGGCAAAUAAGCUUAAAGGACUUAAGUGAGGUCCUAGGAACAGAGAGAGUUCCUCAUUAUCAGAUGAAGCCUGAAUCAAUUCACCUGUCACAAACUCAAAGUAUUCCAGAGAUCCCCCUUGUCACUGCCAGCUCACCAUUCAUGAUGAGGAAUCACAGUGUACAAAAUAGAGACCAUAAAGAAAGCAUGCAGUUCCAUCCUCAGAGAUGUCAAUCUCCAGCCCGUUACAGCCCUCAGGAAAAUUUGCUUCACUAUAAAAACACAAGCUGGAGAAAGCCUUCCCCCACAAGUUCUGAUGAAAAGGAUGUCCAGAACAACGACUGGUACAUUGGAGAACACAGUCGCCAGGCAGUAGAAGAGGCAUUAAGGAAGGAGAACAAGGACGGCACUUUCUUGGUCCGGGACUGUUCCACGAAAUCCAGGGCGGAACCCUACGUGUUGGUGGUGUUUUACGGGAACAAAGUCUACAAUGUGAAAAUCCGUUUCCUGGAGAAGAAUCAGCAGUUUGCCCUGGGGACAGGACUGAGGGGAGAUGAGAAGUUUAAUUCAGUAGAAGACAUCAUCGAACACUACAAGUAUUUUCCCAUCAUACUAAUUGAUGGGAAAGACAAAACUGGAAUCCACAAGGAGCAAUGCUACCUGACUCAGCCCCUCCCCCUCAGCAGGUGCUUCUCACCUUGGUAGCCUGGGUAUUGUUUUCAGUUCAAUGGAUCCGAUACCUCUACCCACUGUUCAUUUAUUUCAAAAGAUGAUUUUCUUUGGCUUCAAGGGAUCACUUCUUUGACAUUGGAGAAAAGAAAAACAUUCUAUGAUGGAAAUUGGAAAAUCAAUCUCUGUUUUGAAAGCUCAAACUACAGAAAAAAUAUUGAUAAGAAGCAAAAAUAAAAGCUGGCUCUUAAAAAAUAUCUUAUAAAGAGAAAACUAUAAACAUGGUCAUCAUACUUAUAUUCCAGAUGAGAAAGAAAGGUGACAAGAAGCUUUGCUUAAAUGUUUGCAGCUAGCACGGGACAAAUCUAUGUGAGACUUCUGAAUCUAUGCUCUUUAUAAAACCUGGUCCUGCCUUUUUUUCAGAAGUGGUAGGACCUGUGAAGGUAUGUUUUUUGAGAUUCCUUAUGCUAAAGAUGUUGCUGAAUAUAAGCUUUAUUUUAUGUGUAAUCCUGGAAACGCAAUUGUAGGGAAGGAAUGUAGCAGAAAAUAAGAGUAUUCACAAAUAUUACCUAUAACACAGAAAUGCUUUUGCACUAGUGUAAAAGGGCCACAGGCCCAGUCUCCAGGACUCUUUUUCUGGUGGCUUUAAGACAAAUGGAAUUACUAGAUAUAUAGUAAGGGAGUAAGCCUAAAUCUGAGUGAAUUUUUUUUUUUUUAAUUCCAAUUGUGGACCUCCCUUCAAAGGAAGAGGACGGUCCUCAGAUUAGUGCUACUUUGAAGAAUACUGCAUGCCUCCUGGUGCUGUCACUUCCUAAAGCUAAGAGAAUCUUACUCUAUUUUACAAUACAAAUGAGGACUAAGAGGCUCAAAGAUACUGAUCUCGCUCUGUGUAAGAGUCCACAUCUUUAUCUAUUUUGCCUGGCCCAACCAAGCACACUUUCCCAGGUAUAUUCCUGCAGAAUUUUACAAUCAAGUUCAAAAGCUAAAUUGAAGACAGAGAAACCAUUUGAAACCAUGACUGGUUUGAAAUACAGAUUUGCCUGUGUUAAAAUAUAAAAAUAAAUAAACUCUUUAGUGGAGUACGUUUUUAAAAAAGGGGGGCAGGGUUCCUGGUUGAAGUCAAUCUACAUAAUGACUUCAAAUGUUACCAAAGCUUACACAUGAAAUUUAUGGAAUAUUUAUACAAUGGUAGCUUUAAGGUGGAAAUAAAAUCAAAAUAGAAUCAGAAAGAAAGAGAAUGGAAACAAUACUUAGGCUUAUCUCAUCUAAAAUGGCAGCCAAGAAGUGGUCUGAGAGGAGCUCUGAGCACCUACCUAUCAACUAGACAGUUGUACAGAUUCUGCUUUCACAAGGUCGGUGGAAAGUUAUACCUCUAAGGCAGAUCAGGAGCACCUGAUGAAAAGCUCUUUGUCGGUUAGCACUCCUGAUCCCCCACUGAGCCUCCCUUCAAGCGCACCUGCCCAGGAUAACAUAUGAACUAAGAGGUGAGUGUGUCUAAACUGAGGCUUGGCUACUACAGAGCACACUGUUCAGAGCUGAAGGCUUUAUGGUUGCUGAUCACUCUCAGCUGGACUUUGGCAAACUUAGGCUGGCAUGGAAAGAGACAGCAGAGGCCACUGCUUACGUGCAGAAAGAAUCUGACCCUCACCCUCCCUCUACAAAGCUAUUGGGAGAUGCCUGAGAACUCUGAUUGGCUUGUUUGAGCCAUUCAACACUGUGUGCUCGAGUCAUCUGAGUCUCCUCAAACACUGUUGUUGUUAAAACAGGUGAGCAUCAGCUGGUGUCUAACAUUUUAUGAGGCUUAUGCUUUUCAAAAUGCUUUGUUCAUAAAUGCCUGAUAUGACGGGAAGAGGAAAAGAGGUAGAAGUCAACCAUCUUGAAAUUAAAAGCCCACCAUACUUAUACAUAAUUAAAAUCUCUGGAAGGAAAGAUAACAUUCAAAAUAUUGAUGGGGUUGCUAUGUAGAUGAUUUGUGUUGGAGGGACCAUGUUAGUUGGGUCUUCUGGAACUCAGGUGCCAAAACAGGAAUUAGAAAUGUCAACAUUUGUUAGAGGUAAUGCCAGAGAAAGAUAGGACGGGAGGAAAGAGUAGGACUAGGUAGGGAGAGACUUCAGGCUGGGAUAUGAUCUGGACCCUGUGAGAGCAAGAAGGAUAGAGACAUGAGUAGGAAAGCCAUCCAGCAGAGAUGCAGCUCUGGGAGCAUCCUGGCCAGCCCAUUGAUAUGAUCCAGACCAAAGAUUGCUCAUAGAUGAGAGAGAGUCUAAUGUGAAACAGAAAUGGCUAGGUCUUACAACAGCAUGUAAAUCAUUGCCAGAGGAUGCCUUGGAUAAACACAAGCUUCAGAUGCUAUGGGAGAUCCAGAAGAUUCUACAGCAGCAGGCUGUCAAAUAACUCACUGAUUAGCAAGUUCUCUCAAGGGAGAACUAAGUGACCCACCACCAUCCCUGCCACAGUGACUCUGGUUUUCAGUGUUGACUAUAAUAUGGACAUAUUGCUUAUACAUAGACUACUGAAGAAUAAGGAUACACAAAUUUUAAUUGUUCUUGAUUCUCACAACAGUUCUGAAGAGAAGGCAGGCCAAGUAUUCUGAAUCCACUGUAUAAUUGAAGACACUGUGCCUCCUUGGCCUGUAUCUUAAGGUGACACAGCCAUAGCUGGACCAAUGCCUUCAGACACAAUUCUAUUCAGUGUCUAGCUGCUUUUUUAUAACUGAAAAAGUUCAAUGAUUUGGGUUUGGCUUGCCCAAAUUCCAAAGGGUUCUAAUCUCUCAACUAGUAUUUCAUUUUCAAUGAAGAAGUAUCACUUGACUCCUAGCUGCCAGAGAGUAGUGAAAUCUUAGCUUCAUCCGAUUAUAGCAUCUAUUACGUUCAAGACAUUUCUUGUUGGCUAAAUAACUAUCAUUAUGGAUCAAUUUAUAUCUUCCUCAUCUUUAAUAGUAUCUUGCUAUGAGCACUUGUUUGUGUAUGCAUAUAUUGCUAGGCACUUUUGAGGACGUUGGAAUUAUAGUGGUUAAUUAAGUGGGAGAAGUAGACAGAAAGUACCCAAUAAAUAAGAUAAUCUUCUUUACUGUAUUUUCAUUUGAACACUUCUCACUGAGUGCUUGUCAGUGAGGCCAACAUUAGACAUUUUGAUGAAGCUUAUUUGAGAUGGUUUUUAAAAGUUCUGAACCAGAAAAUGUUAAAUUUUACCAAAUUUACUUAAUGGAAAAUUCUCCUACUUAGGUAUAUGUGUGUGGGAGAGGAUGUAGAUAUAUGAAUAACCAUGCCACAGCUCAAAUCAGUUAAAUCUUCUAGGUUGAUGACCACAGAGGAACCAAAUUUUACCCUAUUGUCAAAUUUAGCCCAUUUCCAUGUGUGUACACAUAAACACAUUUUUUAUAAGAUGGUCUGUAUUAUAUACGACUAGCUAUAUUUGUGUAUCCAUUUUUGUAUACUGUUUGUUCCAGCUAAGCACACUUUCUUUUGAACAUUCAUGAUUAUGAUUUACAGCCAUGUUAAAAUAAAGCAAAUACAUAAUUAAAUGUCAUAAUAUCUCUGUAACUGAGUAUUAAAGAAAUGAUUUCAAAAUAG
Messenger RNA from Canis lupus familiaris (dog), 5177 nucleotides. RefSeq names its product cytokine dependent hematopoietic cell linker (gene CLNK). Gene Ontology annotation, biological process: cell surface receptor protein tyrosine kinase signaling pathway; intracellular signal transduction. Bases 337 to 1644 code for a protein of 435 amino acids. Lineage: Eukaryota; Metazoa; Chordata; Mammalia; Carnivora; Canidae. The record is from RefSeq and is a predicted model, not a curated record. The transcript is spliced from 18 exons.